AUGGACAGCUUCAAACUGGGUGUAGGGGAGGCGUGUGGAAGGGAACAGGGGAAAUUCUAUUGCACAAGUGGAAGGUGUUCCACUCAUCCAAUAUUUGAAGCACUGAGAGAGAGAAAUAAUUAUCAUCUUUCCCUCCCAGGUUCUGCACCCGAGCAGCCCCCGCCCCCAACCCGCCCCUAUCAAGGCGUCCGUGUCAAAGAGCCCGUAAAGGAACUCCUAAAGCGAAAGCGUGGCAGUGUUCAGAAUGCAAACGUGGCCACUGCUGGGGCAGCGACGACGGUAUUUUUCCCCCAUCAGCCUGUCCCUUCCUAUUCACCCACUGGCCAAGUCUGCACAGAUUCGGAUUUUGUCACUUCUGCACUGCCAGUGAUGGAUGAUGGGUCGCUGUAUUCCGGGUGGUUAACACAACCUUCUCCAGCCUCUCUGCAGCCUUUGACCCAGUGGACCACCUACCCAGAUUAUGUCUCCCAUGAAGCUGUCAGCUGUCCUUAUUCAGCAGACAUGUAUGUCCAGCCCGUGUGCCCAAGUUACACACUCGUCGGAACGUCUUCCGUGCUCACUUAUGCAUCUCAGCCACUGAUCACAAACUUUGUGGCAAGACCCACUUCCACACCAGCUGUUGUGCCUCACUUGGAUGUCAUGGACCAGCAAGCUCCUCUGAGCUACUUCCCAUGGACUCAGCCAAUCUCAACAUUACCAGCGCCGUCCCUGCAGUACCAACCAGCUUCAACCACCCUCCCUGCACCCCAGUUUCUACCUCUUCCCGUUUCAAUCCCAGAUCCGGUCCCCGAGGAGCUGGAGGACUCAAGGAAGGAAAUGGGCCCCCUGACCAUCGAGAAGCUUCUUCUGCAGGAUGAAAACAACGGCACAUACGAUCUGAGCAACAGCCUCCCGGUCGAAGGCCUUUAAAGCCAGAGUUUCGGCAUACAGGGAUAGCUUGAAACGUCUCAAGUCUUUGUGGCUCAAGGACAACCCAGCUCUCUCUCUCUGCGUCUCUCCUUUGGGUGUGAAAACCUGGUCUGUCUUCUGUGUGCUGAGCCCCUUUCCAUAUUGCGUAUGCAGAGAAAUGGCGGUUUAUCGGGGCAGUUCUUCAGCACCCGUGUUUUGGCAAAAGAAAUACAGCAGCCCAGCCCCACAAGUAGGAAUACCACACUGUUUGCUUCUAGAUGGUGGAAUAAAGCGCAGAAACAGGGAAACAGUGGUAAGGCAGGCCACAACAACCCUAUUUCAGCUUAAGUACAAUCCGGGGAGCCCCACAGCACCUUAAUUCGUAUGGCUAAGCACCCACCCAGUUCCAUGAGUGGCUCAGGAGGCUGCCUGGAACUUGGAAACUGAACAGGUGCUGCUUAUAGGCUUCUCUAGAAAAAUCUUUCAAGGGGGCAAGGAGCAGACGGGGACACGUUUCCCUUGCAAGGUGUGGCUCUUAGCUUUGUACCUUAGGCUGAAUUCAACUGGGGGUUUCUGUGCCCAUUCCCACUCACACCCCUCUCCCUCCAGGCAAGUGACAGUUGUCACACGCUAAGAAGAAGUGCUCAAGGAAGGUGUGGAGUGUUGCUAGCGUAAGGGGAAGGUGUGGUCUGGGCAGAGUCCCAAGGGGCAGACAAAGAGGCCUGAAAGGCCACAUUUGACUCCUGGGAUGGAAGUCCCUCACCUGUAGAUCAAGGGCUUAUUCACACUUUUAUCUGUGCUGCAAUUUCUAUUGGUCCAUGAUUUGUAGGCAUGGGCGGUUUUUUGUUUUGGCCACACCGCUGCGUUCCCUGAGCAAACCCACUGUUUAUCACUGGAUCAGAACAAACAGAAGUUCAUGGAAAACCUAACGUUUGUUCCAGUUCAGCAGUAAACAUUGGUUUUCCAGGAGGGAGCAGCAAGAUAAUAAACCCCCAAAACUGUUCGGACCUGUGCCUAGAAAUCACGGCACAAACAGAGCCCCAAGUGCUCACACCAGUCAUUCACAACCUGGCACCCUCCUCUAUAACUCCCUUCAGCUGUGGCCAUUGGGUUGUGUUGACUCGGGAUGAUGGGAGUUGUAGUCCAAAACAUGUAGAGGGUGCCACGUUGGGAAAGGCUCAUUACAUUCCUUUCCCUCAAUCCGUUAAAGAUGCACAUUCUUCUGAGAUUCGCUCAGCCCUUACAAAACCUAUUUAGAAAUAUCCUGUCAUAUUAAGUGUCUUUUGUCAAUUAUCUCUUGAAACACUGGAUUAUCACAAGCUAUUCAGGGUAGAGCCAAUAAAAAAUUACAAACCCAAAUUAGGCAUGUCUAUUAACUUCAGUGGGGGCGCGGGUGGCACUGUGGGU
Molecule: messenger RNA, 2295 nt
Organism: Podarcis muralis (Common wall lizard)
Lineage: Eukaryota; Metazoa; Chordata; Lepidosauria; Squamata; Lacertidae
Source: RefSeq, a predicted model, not a curated record